Condylura cristata (star-nosed mole) is the source of this 691-nucleotide messenger RNA. RefSeq names its product DnaJ (Hsp40) homolog, subfamily C, member 24 (gene DNAJC24). NCBI's taxonomy places the organism in Eukaryota, Metazoa, Chordata, Mammalia, Eulipotyphla, Talpidae. Gene Ontology annotation, biological process: positive regulation of ATP-dependent activity. The transcript is spliced from 5 exons. Gene Ontology annotation, molecular function: ferrous iron binding; ATPase activator activity. Bases 68 to 517 code for a protein of 149 amino acids. The record is from RefSeq and is a predicted model, not a curated record.
AAGAACCCGGUUCAGCGCUCUGGUCUAAGCUGGCUGGGAAUGGGAGAUGAUGAUCCGGUGAAGUUUGAUGAUGGCAUUGAAGCAGACAUCAAAAAAGGAUUGGUACAGCAUUUUGGGGGCAGACCCAUCUGCAAGUGUGUCAGAUCUGAAGCAAAAGUAUCAAAAACUUGUAUUAAUGUAUCAUCCAGAUAAACAAAGUGCAGAUGUGCCAGCAGGAACAGUGGAGGAAUGUAUACAGAAGUUCAUCGAAAUUGAUCAAGCAUGGAAAAUUCUAGGGAAUGAAGAGACAAAAAAAGAGUAUGACCUGCAGCGCCUUGAAAAUGAUUUAAGAAAUGUGGGACCAGUGGAUGCUCAAGUAUAUCUUGAAGAAAUGUCUUGGAAUGAAGAUGAUCAUUCUUUUUCUCUCAGUUGCCGAUGCGGUGGAACAUACAGUGUUUCCAAGGAGGAAGCAGAAGAAAUUACUUUGGUUUCUUGUGAUACGUGUUCACUAAUUGUAGAACUACUUCAUGAUAGCUGAACUUGUUCACUAAGUGGUUCCUUUCACUUUGAAUAUAGACAGUGAGAAAAGUCCAUUCCAACUUUGUACAUCCAGCCAUGUAUAAAGUUGGUAAGAAGCAGGAUUUUUUUCUGCUUGCUCAUAUUAUUUGUAAAAAAAAAAUGAGAUUGUUAAACAAAGGAAAAUUCUUUUCAG